This is a messenger RNA of Mycena citricolor, 918 nucleotides long. The record is from the annotation of a GenBank genome assembly. Lineage: Eukaryota; Fungi; Basidiomycota; Agaricomycetes; Agaricales; Mycenaceae.
AUGACUCCCACUUUCCUGCCACGCUCUGCCGCUUCCUCCUUCCUCUCCGCAAAAGCGUCUCUCAUGGCUCCGAGUUCUGCAUCAACUCCCAAGCAAUCCAACCAUGCAAGCAAUGUGGUCCGACCCAUCAAGACUGCGCCAGACGACAGAGUAAAACCCGAUCGCCGACGUGCGCAGGAGAGACCCCAAUCUAUCCGCCCCACGCAUUUUCUUUCUCUCCCCAUUGGUCACCACGCGGAUCUGCGCACCCGCGUCUCCCAUCUGCACGCGCGAAUCAAGGCGCACGCGCCGCCCAUCGUCGGCAUCGAUCCCUCGAUCCUCGUCGACCCCCGUCGACUGCACUUCACGCUGGGCGUCAUGACGCUCGUCGACGCGGACCGGGCGGCGCCCUCGGGAGCUGAUGAACCGACUGCGCCUACGAAGACGGUUGCGGAGGCGCUCGCGCUGCUGCGGUCAUUAAAGACGCAGGUGGCCGAGAUCAGCGCGGGAGGGUUGUUGGCGCUGCCCUUGGACCACAUGGGCGUGUUGAAGACGCACCACGAGGAGGCGGGGGUGCUGUACGUGGCUCCCAAAGACGAGGAGGAGGAAGAAACGAAGAAGAUCAGGAGGAUUGUCGACCUUGUCGCACGACGGUUCCAGGAGGAGGGCUUAAUUCAUGAGACCCGGCCCGUGCUCCUUCAUUGCACUCUCAUCAAUGCAAGCCACCGCCGGCCCCGACGCUCCCCCAAGUGGUUCUCCUACCAGGAAGUCUUCGCGCUUGCAUCCCCGGAAGGGCGCACUGCGAAUAUCAAUGCGGAAGCGCGGUCAGCGGACGUCGACUUGGGCGCAUGGACCGCGUCGGAGAUCCAGCUGUGUCGGAUGGGGAGCCACGGACCGGAGAAUGAAUACUUCAGCUGCGGUUCUAUAUUAUUAUCGUAA